AUGGGCAUCAUCGACACAACCAAAGACUUGUCGGCCCUUUUCCGAGACCAGGUCAAGAAAAGUCCCGAUGCUGCUGCUCUAGAGGAUGACAAGUCGCACUAUACUUACGCCGAGCUCGAUAAGAAGGUCGAGACUCUCUCUCAACAAUUGCGGCGACAUGGUGUGGGACGUGAUAGUCUGGUGGGUGUCCUGUUGCCACGCAGUGCCGACUAUGUGAUUGCCUGUCUGGCGGCCUUGCGGGCAGGAGGCGCCUUUUUGGUGCUUGAGAUGGCCUAUCCGCCAGGGCUGCUAGCCGAUGUGAUUGACGAUGCCAGCCCUGCCGUUGUGGUUACGUAUAGGGCUGAGGUCGGCAAAAUCAAGGAGGGCAUACCGCUGAUUACGCUGGAUGACGAGAACUCGAACCAAACAGACGGUGUGGUCGAUGAUUCAAAGCUGCCGCCGUUACCUGCAGAGGAUGAUCUGGAACGGCUAGCCUUUGUGUCAUACUCGUCAGGAACCACCGGUAAGCCCAAGGGAAUCGCCAAUCCUCACAGGGCUCCCGUCCUGUCAUAUAACCUCCGGUUCGGUGUUCGGAAUGUCAAUCCAGGAGAUCGUGUGGCUUGCAAUGUCUUUUUCAUCUGGGAAAUGCUGCGUCCGCUGCUGAGAGGAGCCACGGUCUUUGCCGUCCCUGAUGAGGCUAGUUACGAUCCAGUCGCCCUCGUGGACUUGCUUUCAUCGAAACAUAUCACCGAGACCCUCAUGACACCAACGCUUCUUGCCACCGUUCUGGCGCGCCACUCAAAUCUUGGUUCUCGGCUGUCGGAUUUGCGCACAUUAUGGCUGAAUGGCGAAGUGGUGACGGCUGACCUCGCCCGUCGAGCCAUCAAGGCGAUGCCUAAUGUCCGUUUGUUCAAUUGCUACAGUGCCUGCGAGACCCACGAGAUUGCAUGCGGUGAUAUUGCGGAAAUGCUGAACGAUGAGUCUGUGUACUGCCCUGUGGGUCCGCCAAUGGACCCCAAGCACACCUACAUCCUUGAUGAGGGUGGACAGAGGGUGGAAGCUGGGGUUAGCGGAGAACUUUUCGUGGGCGGUGCUCUCCUGGCUCGAGGAUAUCUUAACCUUCCUGAGACCACCGCCAAGGCAUUCACUCCGGAUCCUUUUGAUUCCACACCCGGGGCACGCAUGUAUAAGACGGGAGACCUCGCACGGUUGCUGCCUUCCGGACUUCUUAAGAUCACAGGGCGUGUCGCGGGAAUGAUCAAGCUUCGCGGUUAUUCCGUUGUUCCAGGCAAGGUGGAAAAUGCCAUUAUCAAACACCUGGCCGUCCGUCACUGUGCGGUGGUAGCCCAUGGCGAGGGCCUUGAGAGGCAGUUGGUGGCGUACAUUGUUCGAGACAAGGACCAUUCCUCGCCUGACCGACCGGUUGUUGAAAUAGAUGAGUCCGGUUAUAGUCCUGCGUCACGACGGACGCUCUCACCUCAUUUGGCCCAUUACAUGAUCCCAGCAUUGUGGGUAGAGCUGGAUGAGCUGCCCACGCACCAGGUUUCCGGCAAGGUCGAUCUCAAGCGUCUGCCACCGCCUCCCACUCCCAAGAAAGUGGUCACCAAUGGACACAAAAUUGAGCAAGACCCCAUCACCAUCGACGCCAUCGCCGAAAUCUGGGCUGCGACCCUGAAGACAUCUCGGGAUGUCAUCACUCCAGAACACAACUUUUUCGAUCUUGGUGGGCACUCAUUGUCACUUGCAGAUCUUGCUUCAAGGCUUUCCAGAAACUUCGGCUUCCGUAUUCCCCUUGCCCGUCUUGUGGACCCUCCCACGCUCAACGGUCAUCUAGAGACUGUACGAGCGGUACGAGACGGCCAUACCGCGGAGGUCCAGGCCGAUCUGCCAGCGGUGUUGCGAAAGGAUUCGAUUCUGGACGACGACAUCCGACCAUCUAGUACCGCCAUUCGUGCUGUCAAGGAUGCUGACACAGUACUGCUGACGGGUGUCACCGGCUUCCUGGGCGCCUUUUUGCUCAAUGACCUGCUGGAAAGCACAUCGGCUCAGAUCAUUUGUCUUGUACGAUUCAGCGAUCCUUCGGAAGAAGACCGGCCUGGCGGUAUAGCACGGAUCCGAAGGAACCUCCUGGAUCUAGGCCUGUGGCGGGACUCCAUCAUGGAACGUGUCGAGAUCCUGCCCGGAAAUCUGUCCCGGAAACGACUAGGUCUUUCGCCAGAAGCUUUCGACGAACUAGCAUCCCGGGUUCAAGUCAUUGUACAUGCUGCGGCCACGGUUAACCUGGUUUACCCAUACGCUGCCCUACGAGGUGCAAAUGUAGGGGGUACACGGGAGAUUCUGCGGCUCGCCUGCCGCGGCGGAGCGACAGUUCAAUAUGUGUCCACAAACGGUGUGCUGCCACCUUCGCAGGAGGGCUGGCCCGAAGAUACCAUGCUUGAUGUGGAAGAAGUGCCCACAAAGCUGCUCGACGGUUAUGGUCAGACUAAAUGGGUGGCUGAACAGCUCGUGCUCGAGGCCGGCCGUCGUGGGCUCCCCGUCAAGAUACACCGAGCAGGCACCAUCAGCGGUCACAGCACUACAGGUGCUGCAAAUGCCUGGGAUCUUCUGUCGGCAUUGAUAGUGGAAUCCAUUCAUCUAGGCUAUCACCCCGACGUGGAAGGUUGGCGUGCUGAGAUGACUCCAGUUGACUUUGUCAGCAAGGCGAUCGUGCAUCUUGCCAACCAGACACAUGCGGAACAAUUUGUCUUCCAUCUGGGCGACCCCGACCCUGUGGACUGCCGCAAGGUUUUCCAAGAUCUCGAAACGCUGGGAUAUUCAACCAAGCCACUGGACUGGGACAAAUGGGUGGCUCUCUGGAAUGAGAAGAGAGGUUCCGCCAAAGGUGGUGAUGGUGGAUUCACGGUCGACAUUCUCCGCAGCGGCAUGCCUACUGUCGACUUCCUUCGGGGCAUUGUUGUUCUGAACAACGCCAAAACACGUCCUUUCCGAGCUGUGGUAGAACGGCCCAAGGUUGACACUGUGCUGCUGGAAACAUACACACGUCAUUGGUUUGCUCGAGGAUGGCUUCCACAUCCUCCUGUUCACCAUGACUCUCCCGGCGGCUCCGCGCAACCGAUCCGGAGAGGGCCCCUCAGCGGUCGUGUGGCUGUGGUGACAGGAGCAUCUUCGGGCAUCGGUGCCGCGGUGGCGACUGCUUUGGCACGCGAAGGUUGUCAUGUGGCCCUUGCUGCCCGACGACUCGACGCGCUCGAAGCCGUCAAGCGCAGACUGGUGGUACGAGAAGGUAAAGUCAUUGUACGCCAGACCGAUGUGACGGAUAGAGAGCAGGUGAAAGCGCUUAUGCGCGCUGCGACCAACGAACUGGGACCCGUGGACAUACUGGUCUCGUGCGCUGGUGUCAUGUACUUCACCAUGAUGGCCAAUGUACAGGUUGACGAGUGGGACCGCACCGUCGACGUGAACUGCAAAGGUUUGCUCAAUUGUCUGGCCGCCACCGUGCCGUCCAUGGUGUCGCGAGGCAGCGGGCACAUUGUGGCCAUCUCCUCUGAUGCCGGGCGUAAGGUCUUUCCCGGAUUGGGCGUCUAUUCUGCCAGCAAGUUCUUUGUCGAGGCUACCUUGCAGAGCUUGCGCCUCGAGACUGCCAGUACUGGGCUACGCGUUACCAGCGUGCAGCCGGGCAACGUGGCCACUGAUCUGUUGGGAAUGUCGACAGAUAUCGAAGCCAUCAAGAAAUAUGGCGAGCCGUCGGGUGCCCAAAUCCUUGAUCCAGAAGAUAUUGCCAACUCCAUUGUGUAUGCCUUGAAGCAGCCACCGCAUGUGUCGGUGAAUGAAGUGUUGAUCGAGCCAAGAGAGGAACCAAUUUAA
This is a messenger RNA of Exophiala dermatitidis NIH/UT8656, 3843 nucleotides long. Its product is annotated as linear gramicidin synthetase subunit C. Lineage: Eukaryota; Fungi; Ascomycota; Eurotiomycetes; Chaetothyriales; Herpotrichiellaceae. Gene Ontology annotation, molecular function: phosphopantetheine binding. The coding region runs from base 1 to 3843 and encodes 1280 amino acids. The record is from RefSeq and is a predicted model, not a curated record. The transcript has a single exon.